Messenger RNA from Mirounga angustirostris (Northern elephant seal), 7191 nucleotides. RefSeq names its product olfactory marker protein (gene OMP). Lineage: Eukaryota; Metazoa; Chordata; Mammalia; Carnivora; Phocidae. Gene Ontology annotation, biological process: signal transduction; sensory perception of smell. The transcript is spliced from 2 exons. The coding region runs from base 1638 to 2129 and encodes 163 amino acids. The record is from RefSeq and is a predicted model, not a curated record. Gene Ontology annotation, cellular component: axon; neuronal cell body; cytosol.
CUAAACCUCGUUUUGGCUUCAGUGUCUGUGUACUCUCCCCAUCUGCACAUCUUCCUCUGGUUGUCCUUGGCCUUGGGCCCUAUCAUCAGUUCUCUUCUCAGUGCCAUUCAUUCAUUCAUUCAUUCAUUCAACAAGCAUCUUCUGAGGGCCUCCUAUGUGGCAAGCUCUAUUCUAGGUGCCAGCUUAACUUAACAGUAAUUCCUCAGCUGUGUUGUUCCCUCUCCUCUGCAGGUGCAGAGUGAAAGGUUCUGGGAGGGUCAGGCAGUUAGACAUCUUGCAUCCUCUCGAAUGCCCUUGGGGGAUUGCCACCAGCGACCCCCAGAACUGACCUCAGGGCUUGAGAUAUUAUCUGCUCACAUGCUCUGUCCCCGUUGGUCACCCCCUGCUGAUCAGGUAGCCAAGAUCUCACUGACUGAUUUAGCCUCCAUCUAGCAGUUACUGUGCUUGUGGUCCACUAGACCCUUUAGAUUGUUUUCAGUUGUUACACUUGGGCCUGUGCCUCUGUCCUCUUUUCUGUGUGUGGCGUGUCAUGGCAGCUUCCCCUCUCCUCUCUCCCACGCCCAGAUACACUCACAUAUUCCAGUUCUUCCAUUUACUGGAAUAUACUAGCCGAGCCCCCUGGUUCUGCCUCAGGCACUGCAGAUGCAAACAUCUGUCAGAUUCUUCCUCAGCCUCAAGUCUCCUGGGGGAAACUGAGGCUUGAUGUGGGUGGAAUAAGUGCUGGGAUUUUAGUGGGAGGAGACCCGGGCGUGUUGAGGCAGGGCCAGCGGGCAGGAAUCCUGCAGGUCAGUGAUUCUCACAGGCCCUGGGCCGGCAGCAUCAGCAUCCCCUGGGAGGCUGGUAGAAGUGCAGAUGCCCAGGCCUCGUCAGCCCUAUUAAAUCAGAAGCGCUGGGGGUAGAGCCCAGUGAUUGUGUUCUGAGUCCUGCAGGGGAUUCUGAUGAGAUCUAAACUUUGCGCAGGGGUUUAGGUGAGAGGUGGUGGUGGUGGCCAGGCCAGUCCUGGCAGUGGGGCUGGCCGGGAGGGCUCCCAGGGUCCCUGGGAGGCAGAAGGAAGGCCUUGGCUGUUGAGUGUGGAGGGGUGAGGCUGAGGUGAGGGUGAGGUGGCUGCACAUCUCCGAUCAGUUGAGUGUGGAGGGGUGAGGCUGCAGGCUCUGGCUGGGGUGACUGCACAUCUCCGAUCAGCAGGACCGCUCCGUUCCUUGUCCCCCCUACCCUCCCGCCAGGGGGUCUUCCAGUCUCUCCAGCGAGCACCUGCUCCCCACCCCCUUCCCCUUCUCACUGCCCCGUGCAGGCUCCCUUCUUCACAAACAAGCCCUUCCGAGGUCGUCAGGUAGUCAGGUAGUCAGGGCGGUUACCACAGCAGUUGACAUCAGCAGCCUGGUCCCCGAGGAGCCUGUCGCCCUCCCGCCCGCGGCCCGUGCCUCCAUGACUGCCUCUUGGAGGAGGGGAGAGGAGGCGCUGGGGGCCUCCCACCCCCGUUUGAGGACUGGGCAGGGCAAGGAGGGGAGGGGCCGGGGGAGGGCCGAAGGGUAGCGGGGCGUCCUCGGGGGCCCUCUGGCCCUGGCGGCGAGGCCCCGGCACACCGCGCUCCUAGGCGGCCGCGCGAGGAGCGGCGGCGGCGGCGGCGGCACCCGGGCAUGGCGGCGGACGGGCCGAAGCAGCUGCAGCUCAGCAUGCCCUUGGUCCUGGACCAGGACCUGACCAGGCAGAUGCGGCUGCGCGGGGAGAGCCUGAAGCUGCGCGGGGGGAGGCGCCAGGACGGCGAGAAGCUGCUGCAGCCGGCCGAGGCCAUGUACCGCCUGGACUUCGUCCGGCAGCAGAAGCUGCAGUUCGAGCGCUGGGACGUGGUGCUGGACAAGCCCGGCAAGGUCACCAUCACGGGCACCUCCCAGAACUGGACGCCCGACCUCACCAACCUCAUGACGCGCCAGCUGCUGGACCCCACUGCCAUCUUCUGGCGCAGGGAGGACUCGGACGCCAUGGAUUGGAACGAGGCCGAUGCCCUGGAGUUUGGGGAGCGCCUGGCGGAUCUGGCGAAGAUCCGCAAGGUCAUGUACUUCCUCCUCACCUUCGCCCAGGGCCUGGAGCCCGCCGACGUCCAGGCCUCUGUGGUCUUUAACCAGCUCUGACGGCAGCUCCUGGCUGCUGCCCCCUCCCCGUGCCCGCCCGCCCCGUCCCCUGCCCGCACCCCCUUCCCCGAGGCGUGUGUUUGAGGACAUUCUUCUAGCUGCUGGCCUGUACAGCGGGACCCGCUGAGCCUGUGUCCUUCCUCCUCUCCUUUCCCCGGUGCUGGCACUCCUGCUCAUGGGAGGAAGAUGCAGAGGCCCUGUAGUCUAGAAGCUGACCCGACUGCCGCUGCUUCUGCUGUAGACCGUGGAGGCCCGGUCGGGGCCAAGCAUCUGCCUUCUCUCUGCUUCGUUGUCCGGAGAGCGACUCAGAACGAGAGAGACAGACACCGAGAAAGAGAGAUCCAAAGCGCCAGCCGCCGGGCUUCCUCGGGAGACGGAGAGACGACGGAGCAGCCCCCUGGGGAAUCCGCAAGCCUUUGCUGCCCUCCUGGCCGCAGCGCCCUUUGCUGAAGUCCAGAGGAACAGGCCCGUGACAUUUUCCUCACGAAGCAGAGCCACUGAGCGCCGCGGGGCCCUACGAAUAGACGAACCGAGAGACAGAGGGCGAGAGCCAUCCUCGGUGGCUGGGGCUGCUGGGAGGGUGAGCUCCCACUCUGGAGGCCUGCAGACAGGAGUGGGGUGUUGGAGUUGGGAUUCUUUAGGUGGGGAUUGGCUGUGGUCCUUUCUGACUCUCAGCUCUCGGGCCUGUUCCCGGCUGGGCUUGCCCGCCCAUCUUCUCUGUUGACAGCUAGGGGUGUCCAGACUCCUGGAGAUGGCCUUGCCCUUCGCCUCUCUGCUUGACCUCCCCCUGCAGCUCGGGGGGCCCUCGUGGUGCAGACUGCCUGUACCCCCACCCUGAGCCACCACAUCCACCCCAUGCACUGUGUGUCCCCAAUAAAGCCUCUGUGUCCCCACCUCGUGGUGUGCAGUCUCUCACCGCGAGCCACCCCUGCCCCUUCAGGAGCUCUGACAGCCCUCUCGAGCCCUCAGAGCCCUGAGCAUGCCCUCCCGCGCCUUCUCCCGCAUUCCCUUCAACUCCUGCUGCUUUCAGAGAUGAGGCCUCGAGCAGUCCAGGGACUGGCCCAAGGUCAGACAUCAGGAUGGAGUUUAGAACCGGGUCUCCUGACACCCAGCCAGGUAUUAACACCCCUGACAGUUUUUCCCCCGUGGCCCCCAGACCAGCCUCUGUCUGGAGCGUGGAGCCAUGCUGAGGCCCCAGGGAGGUGCCGUCUGGUCCAAGCCAUGCACAAUCUCCAGUCUCCCCCGACUUGUAGGGUGGCUGGGCAGGGGGCAGACGGGACGGGGAGUGGCAUGGUUGGGGUGGGGUGGGGUUAGGCCCACGUCCAGGUUUCACUCAGCCUCUGUCACCAGUUGAACGCACGUCCUCAGGCGGCCCCCUGCUGACCACCACAUCACCUUAACAUCACCUUAGUGCCCCACUUGGCCUUUCUCUAGAGCUCUUUCCCCUUGUCAUCUCUCUGGAGCUCACUCAGUUUUUGGACAGAGACGAAGAGGCCCAGAAAAUGAGGCCAUCUGCCUGAAGUCACAGCAGGCCUGGAGGGGCCAAAGGAGGGGUACGUGUGUGGACCAGGCUCUGGGUCUGUGGCCCCCUGGGGUGGACAGGGGCAGUGCCCCACCCCUCCUGAGGGCCCAGGCCCGGGCGAGGCCAGCUUCUUCCCAGGGACCGAGGUCAGGUCCUGCUUCAGAGGCCACACUUGGGGUUUUGCUUGGGAAUGACCCUUGCUUUGAAAUGCUCUGCGCAGCCAGGUCUCCCUGCGCCGUCCUCCACUCCGAGCCCUCCCCAGAGCAGCUGCGGUUGCCUUGUUUCCCUUCCCCAAGCCCUGCCCUUCCGGCCCCGGCCUCCAUCCACUCCUGAAGAUGCCUUUGGAAGGGGUAGGGGCAGCAGAGCCCAGCCCUUCCACCCCUGCUCUCCUCCUUGGCUCUGCAUCCGAGACUGGCCGUGGGGAGUGCCGGAAGUGGGAAAUGAGGACCCAUUUUCCAGGAAACCCACAAGAAACCAUAGAGUGAAGAGACCUAUCGUCUCCUGAGCUUCUGCCUCCCACUGAGGCAGUGGGUGCCGUGCUGAGGGGCCCGCCACUGACCACCGAUGUGACCCUAGGCAGCCUCCUGGGCCUGUUGGCAGGGGCUAAUGAUGGUGCCUCCUUGUAGGGCCCAUGUGAAGCUUAAAUGAGUUAAUGUUAGUGAAACACUCAGGGCGUCGGGAGCUGGCACACGGCACCCUCUCUCCAUUUGCUCAUCGUGACUCUCCCAGUCACUGUAGAUGCAUGGUCUUACUUUGCAGUUAUUCUGAGAGGAGUGUCCGCAGCACUGAUUUACAGAGCAGCAGCGCAGGGUUCAGAGAGGGGAAGUGAGUUGCCCGAGGUGGCACAGCAGCCCAAUGCUUCUGGGAGCGGGCAGUGUGGGGUGGAGGGACAGGCGGGGGCCUGGCUCUGGUUGGAGAGUGGACGAGAGGGCAUGGAUUCUCCUCCCAUAAUCACUGGGCUCAGAGUGGCCCAGCUGAGGGGAUCUUUAGCCCCCACGGUGCAGCUGGGCAGCCCAGCAGGAGGGGGCCUGACCCAAGCCUGGGGUCCCACCCGGGUCUCUGAGCAUCUGGCUGUGCCCUGUGGACAGGAACCCCCAGGCCCCUGCAGAUGCAUCAGGUCCUCUCUCCGGGUGGUGAGCGACGGGGCUCUGCGCUCCCGAGGGUGUGCGGAGUAGGGGUGGGGGGCCCAAGCUUCCUGGCCUCUUCCCGUCGUGGCAUCUGAAACCCAGGAAUUUGAGACUCUUGGAAUCAGAAGCUGAGAACUGAGGAACUUCAGAUGCUUGGAACCAGGCAUCCUCUAGUUUGGGGACUCACCCACCUGACUUGGGUAACACAGGAACUGCCCCCCUGCAACCCUUCAGCCCUCAGCCCUGCUGGCCUUUUGCAGAAAUGCCCCCAGCUGGCCCUCUGGGCUCCGGGGCAGAAAUCCGCGAAAAGCUCCUUCCCCAUGCCACACCUGCACACACACUGACAUUCACGCACUUGCACACUCACACGGGCGUGUCCCACUGGCCAGAGUCCCAGGAGGAUUUGAGCCAGGAGCGUUCCAGGCACCAGGGCCCCAUGGCGCCCGCAUCGCCUGAGCUUUCUGGGCUGAUUCUGCAGUGGGUGCCGCGGGGGCCUCCAAAUCCCACACAAUCCUUGCCUGGCCGCCAGCUCAGCCUAAGUAAGGGCGUCGAUCCCUCAGGCCUCUCUUUUCCCAUCUGCAUGGGGGGCUGUUGUUGAGGUUUCCCCCCAGGAGGGAGGCUGACCAGGUCACCUGAGCUGCCCACCAGCCCCAAGGUUUGCAGACUUGUGUGGGUGCACCUGCCUGUCCUGCGUUCCCCAGCGGGAUGACCCCUCACAGGUGCACAGCCCUCCGCGGUUCAGGCGGCACCCCCGAGGCCACUGUCCAUCCUGGGUCUCCCAGCAGCCCCGGAGUAGGGGCGGCAGAUGCCGACGCUGAGCAGCGGCCGGUCGGAAGCUGAGUCCGGGCCAUGCAGUGCAGUUGGACACGUGUCCAGGAGUGGCUGCAAGGUCACCAGCCGGACAGGGCCUUGCUGCGGCUGGCCCUUGGAGACUUUUCUUCCAGAAAGACUUGCCUGGCUGUGGAGCUGGCCUCCCAUGAUGGGGGGGGGGGAGGGCGGGAUCUGGGCCUGGAGUGGGGCUCAGCCCCGCCCUCCAGAAGCUCCGCUCAGUGAUCAGGGAAAGAGCCUGGGGGAGGGGCUGCCCCCGGGGAGCUCCAGACCCCGAGAGCCCAGAAGCUGCUGCUCAGCUCGCCCCUGAGGGACAAGGAAGGGGACGGUACCGGAGAGGGAGCCAGGCGUGCAGAUUUGCUUGGGGCCCGAGAUGGGAGGCGGUGUUUGGGGGUGAGGCCGAGAGGGCUGUGAAUGCGGGGACAGGGAGCUGGGGGCCGUGGGGAUGGGGCGUUUCAACUGGAGACAACAUGGGAGGAGAGAGAUGGCUUAAUGCGCUCCCUUGUACCCCUCCCUCUGCCUCAGCAACUGUCAACUCUCCCCCAGUCUUGUUUCCUCUUAUUCCCCCCCUCCCACGCCCUCCAGGCAACAUGUCAUUUUGUCUGUAAAUAUUUCCGGAUGCAUCUCUGGAGAAUAAGGGGUCAUCAAAAGCAAAACAAAACAGAAACAAAACUCUGUGACUGCAAUCCUGUAACACAACUAAAAUAAUUUCACAUUUCACGAUAAUUCCCUCAUUGCAUCAAAUGCCCGGGAGGAGUUUUGGUUUCCAAUUUCUGCCAUAAAUGUGUGUAUGUUUCUUUUCUUUUUUUUUUUUUUAAAGAUUUUAUUUAUUUAUUUGACAGAGAGAGAGACAGUGAGAGAGGGAACACAAGCAGGGGGAGUGGGAGAGGGAGAAGCAGGCUUCCUGCCGAGCAGGGAGCCCGAUGCGGGACUCGAUCCCAGGACCCUGGGAUUAUGACCUGAGCUGAAGGCAGUCGCUUAACCAACUGAGCCACCCAGGUGCCCCUGUGUGUAUGUUUCUUUAAAAAUUUUAUACCAUUAGUUUCAAAUGUAAAGUUCAGUAAAUCAUCAGUUGCAGAUAGUACCCUGUGCUCAUCACAUCACGUGCCCUCUUUAAUGCCCAUCACCCAGUUACACCACUCCCCCCACCCACCUCUCCUUCCUCAACCCUCAGUUUGUUUCCUAGAGUUAAGAGUUUCCAUUGGUUUUUCUCUCUCUCUGAUGACUUCCCAUUCAGUUUUCUCUCCCUUCCCCUAUGAUCCUCUGUACUUUUUCUUAUAUUCCACAUGUGAGUGAAACCAUAUAACUUUCUCUGAUUGACUUAUUUCACUUAUUUCACUUAGCAGUUCCAUCCAUAUCGAUGCAAAUGGUAAAUUCAUCCUUUUGAUGGCUGAGUAAUAUUCCAUUGUGUGUGUGUGUGUGUGUGUGUGUAUCAGAUCUUCUUUAUGCAUUCACCUGUCGAUAGACAUCUUGGUUCUUUCCAGUUUGGCUAUUAUGGACAUUGCUGCUAUGAACCUUGGGGUGCUCGUGCCCCUUCGGGUCACUGCAUAUAUUACAAAGCUGUGACCAUCAAGACAGUAUGGUA